GGGAACACACGUAGACCAGCGGCUGGGGUAUCUAAGGGCAACGGUGAAGUGAGUCAGACUGAGAGCAAGGUUUGGACCAGGGGCGGACUGACAACUCAUGGGGCCCCCGGGCAAUAGGGGAUCAUGGGGCCCCUGUGUCCUUGCCCAAGCUCAAAAAAGCCUAUGAAAAAGGUAACGGGCAUCUCAUGGGGCCACCUACUGACCCGGGCCCUCGGGCAGUGCCCGAGUUUCCAAAUGGUCAGUCCCGCCCUGUAUAAGACUGUACUGUACAAAUAUGUGGGCUGC
Staurois parvus is the source of this 285-nucleotide messenger RNA. NCBI's taxonomy places the organism in Eukaryota, Metazoa, Chordata, Amphibia, Anura, Ranidae. The record is from the annotation of a GenBank genome assembly.